Messenger RNA from Camellia sinensis, 1723 nucleotides. It is a transcript of the gene GAE1, whose product is annotated as UDP-D-glucuronate 4-epimerase 1. Lineage: Eukaryota; Viridiplantae; Streptophyta; Magnoliopsida; Ericales; Theaceae. The record is from RefSeq and is a predicted model, not a curated record.
UUUCCCCCCCCCCCCCCUCUCUCUCUCUCUCUCUCAUCACCAAAAACCAAAAACAAACAACCCAAAUUCACAAAAACCAAUACCCAUUUCUACAAAUUCACAAAAACCAAUACCCAUUUCCAUCUCUAUAUAUUAUCAAGUACGAUUGUUGUUGUUGGUUGAGAUUGAGAAAAAUGCCGUCAUUGGAAGAGGAGUUGUUUCCGUCAACCCCGGGUAAGUUUAAGAUCGACAGAGCCCACGCGAUUAAUCGCCAGUUCCACCGAUGUUUCGCCUCCACGAGCACCAUGUUUCUGUGGGCCCUCUUCCUAAUAGCCCUAACGGCGUCGUAUUUGAGUUUCCAGAGUUUCGUCGAUUCCGGUAGCCGGUACUUCUCCGCCUCAUGGGGCGGUAUCCAGUGGGAGAAACAAGUCCGCACCUCCGCCGAGAUCCACCGCUCCGGCGGACUCUCCGUCCUUGUUACCGGAGCCGCCGGUUUUGUCGGCAGCCACGUGUCCCUCGCUUUGAAAAAACGCGGUGAUGGAGUCGUUGGGAUCGACAACUUCAACAACUACUACGACCCUUCUUUGAAAAAAUCCCGAAAAGUCCUUCUCGCUUCUCGUAAUAUCUUCAUUGUCGAGGGUGAUAUUAACGACCAGCGUCUUUUAGCAAAGCUCUUUGAUGUUGUGGCUUUUACGCAUGUUAUGCACUUGGCUGCGCAGGCUGGGGUGCGAUACGCCAUGGAAAAUCCGAAUUCUUAUAUCCAUAGCAAUAUUGCCGGGUUGGUUACCCUUCUCGAAGCUUCUAAAUCCGCUAACCCGCAACCCGCUAUUGUGUGGGCUUCAUCGAGUUCGGUUUACGGGUUAAACGACAAGGUACCAUUUUCCGAAUCGGAUCGGACCGACCAACCCGCUUCUCUCUACGCUGCAACGAAAAAGGCGGGUGAAGAAAUAACCCAUACUUAUAACCAUAUUUACGGGUUGUCGGUAACGGGUUUAAGGUUUUUCACCGUUUAUGGCCCGUGGGGGAGACCCGACAUGGCGUAUUUUUCUUUUACUCGGAAUAUAUUGCAAGGGAAGCCGAUAACGGUGUACCGGGGCAAAAACCAUGUGGACUUGGCCCGGGACUUUACCUACAUUGAUGACAUUGUGAAGGGGUGUAUCGGGUCGUUGGAUACGUCUGGGAAGAGUACCGGGUCGGGUGGGAAGAAGAAGGGACCCGCUCCUUAUCGGAUCUUUAAUUUGGGUAAUACAUCGCCGGUGACUGUUCCGACGCUGGUGAGUAUUUUGGAGAAGCAUUUGAAAGUAAAGGCGAAGAAGAUUAUCUUGGAUAUGCCGGGAAACGGCGACGUUCCGUUUACCCAUGCGAAUAUAAGUUCGGCCCGAAGAGAACUCGGGUAUAAACCCACAACCGAUUUGCAAACCGGGUUGAAGAAGUUUGUUAGGUGGUAUCUAUCUUAUUACGGCUACAAUCAUGGGAAGCCUGUAAAUUAAUUUCCAUUUUAAACUUUUGUUGUCAUAGAUUUUCUUGUUUUCCGGGGAAGUGGAGGAAAAGAAAAUUCAACUAAAAAAGAAAAAGAAAAAGAAAAAGAAAAACAUAUACCAAAAAGAAAAGAACAUAUUCGUUACUUGGGGAUUAGGGUGGAGAAGACUGUUAUCCUCUGUUUGUAGUUUUGUUUUCACUUUAUUUCUUUGUAAAUGACAAAGUUUGAUGUGUUCUUUGUUUGGUAACAUGACUAUCUUUAUUU